CUUCACAAGGCGCCAAGGGCGGUGUCAGAAGCCCCGCGGCGCCGACCCCCAGGCGCGUCGGGACACGCGUGCGCGGAAGGCCUCUCACGGAGGAGUUGUGCCGCAGCACGUAGUCUAGCUCGCAGCUCGCCUGGAAGGGGGUUCCCCGUGCGCGACCGCAGUGCGGCCUUUCGACAGUGAAGACUGCUUCACUCCUUACUUUACUAAAAAUAAAGCGGGCUUGUAGUGGUUGCUCAUGUUAACAUUGAGCACGUAUUUAUCAGUGCCCGCUCUGUGCCCGACGCUGUGCUACUGGAAGAAGACAGACAUUUAAGAAACGUUGCAGUCCCAGUGACCGAGACGGGCUCAGAAAGGAAAGCCCUCGCUGCCCGCAGCGCCCGCCGAGCCCUUUAACCACGUGCCGCGGCGCACCUUCCCGCCCCAGCCCCAAGCGACAGCUUUCGCUGUUACUCCGUCUCAGUUCACGGCAACGCCACCUUUGCAAAACCCUUGCUGUUUAUUCUGAACUCCUCUUUCUCAAAGCCCACAAACGCAGUUCAUCAGCAACCAGCAGAAGCGCCACAUUCACAGUGAAUCCAGCCCUGCUCGCCCCUCCACUGCUUCCGUCCCAGCCCAAAUCACAGUCGUUUCUCGCCUUCAGUUAACAGGUCACCUGCUCCUCAGGCACGCCUUCCGUGACCAUCCUCAUUUAAAAUUGCAGCCUAGUACACCCCUCCUUCCCCUUCUCCUACUUACUUUCGUUUUGGGCACAGUACUUAUUUCACCUUCUAACAUACGUAAGGUUUUCCUGUCUUUCAGGUAUUGCUUACCGUUUCUCAGUUGUUUCUUUUUCACUGCUCUGCACCCAGUGCCUAAGACACUGUCUGGUUAGGACAAAUGGGUAGUUGUGUGCUCUUUGGCAAACCAUUAACCUCUCUGCCCCUCAGAUGGUUCAUCUGUACUCACUUUGCAGUCUUAUUGUGAGGAUUAAAUCACAUAAUGUGUAAAGCUCAUGACAGAAUUAUCACUCUGUAUUGUGACUAUGUAUCUACCUUUUUGUCCCCGCUGCUGCAGCAUGACUCCCAGAAGACAGGAACUGGAUUUUAUUCGUCUCUGAAGCAUGGACGUAUAGUAAAAGGGUUAGGAGCAAGACUCCUGGAGCCCAAUUAAAUGGGUAUGAAUGCUACAAUUUACAAACUGUGUGACCAUGGCCAAGUUGCCUAACGUCUCUGUGCUUCAGUUUCAUCACCUGUACAAUGAAGACAAGAAUGCUUGCUGCAUUAGAAAGCACUUAGAACAGUUCCUGGAAUAUAUUACAUGCCAGCUAUUAUCUCUGCAAACUUGUGCCUGGCAGAGAGAAGGUCUCAGCAAAUGUUUACCCAAGGGGCUUCUUCCUGAUUGUUUCCAAGCUGGACAAUACCUUGCCAAUGGCUCCCAAACACAUUCCUAUCCGUGCAGAAGUGGACUCUCCGUGAUAACACUUCUUAUAGAAACCCUGAUCAAGAUUCUUAUUAGCUCCUAUACUUUGAGGCCCUUGGGAGGCUCUCAUGCCUCCUAAUAUACAUUAAACUGAGUAGGUUCUCUGCUUGAGCUCAGCAUGGCUAUAUUUUGAUGUAAGGAGAUAUAGCCUAUACUCAGGCCAAAUGUAAACAACCUUAAGAAGCAUCAGGUAGCAACGAUGCAAGGGAAAUAGGUACGUGGAUGCUGGGUAGUUAUGAGUGCUCUGUAAGCAAAUGAAGCCAAGAGAGAGAUCGGUAGUGCCGGUGGGGCUAGAGAACUUACAGUGUCAAGGCGCUGGUCCAGAUUUGAGCUCAUUAGGAGGUGAGAUUUGAGCCAAGACUUGCAGGAGAUGUGGGAGUGGAAACGUGUGGCUAUCUGGGAAAAGGGGUUUCAGGUAGAGGAAACAGCAGAUGCUAAGGUCCAGGUGCAAGGGUGUGCUCGGUGUUUUAAGGAAGAGCAAGGAGGCCAGUAGCUGGAGUGAGAUGAAACCUUGGAGGUGGGGGGAAGGGACAUGCAGAUCAUGGGGAAGACUCUAGGCCAUGGUCAAAAUGUAGGAUUAUACUCUGAGUGAGGUCAGAAGCCAGUGGAGGUUUCUGGGCAAAGAAGUAACUGGAUCCGCUUUAUGGUUUUAAAGGUCAUUCAUUGGUGUCUGUGAGGGGCAAGGGCGGAAGCAGGGAGACUGUUAGAAUAUUACUCUUGCUGGUGCAGGUGGAUUCCAGAAUCUUCAACAACAUCAGCCCCCUCUUUCCUUUCCUCAAAGGUUCUGAGCAAAGCAGCAUUCUUGUGCCCCUGCUGCUUUCAGAGGUGAACGGGUUAAGCUUUAGCUCAGCCUCCCUUUUCCUACUCAGUUCUUCCUGUGGCUGCUUCCCACUGCCAAAAAGGAAGCAAUCCUAUCCGUCACUGCUGAGCGCUAAUGCUGCUGUCACUCCAGCCAGUCAAGUUCCCUAAAGUCCUUUGAGAAAAUUUUGGGACUUUUCACUAAAUCAUACAAAAUUUACCUUUUUGCUCCUGGGAGCCAAAGAUAUUUUUAGAGAAGAAUUAAUCUUUCGUUUCUCCAGUCGAACAUUUUCUAGCAAUCAGAGCCAUGCAAAUUGAGCUCUCCACCUGCUUCUUUCUGUGCCUUUUGCCUUUCAGCUUUGGUGCCAUCAGAAGAUACUACCUGGGCGCGGUGGAACUGUCCUGGGACUAUAUGCAAAGUGAACUGCUCAGUGAGCUGCACGUGGACACAAGGUUUUCUCCUAGAGUGCCAAGAUCUUUUCCAUUCAACACCUCAGCCAUGUACAAAAAGACUGUGUUUGUAGAGUUCAUGGAUCAGCAUUUCAACAUUGCCAAGCCCAGGCCACCAUGGAUGGGUCUGCUGGGUCCUACCAUCCAGGCUGAGGUUUAUGACACGGUGGUCAUUACACUUAAGAAUAUGGCUUCUCAUCCUGUUAGUCUUCAUGCUAUCGGCGUAUCCUACUGGAAGUCUUCUGAAGGUGCUGAAUAUGAGGAUAAAACCAGCCAAAGGGAGAAGGAAGAUGAUAAAGUCAUUCCUGGUAAAAGUCAUACCUACGUCUGGCAGGUCCUGAAAGAAAAUGGUCCAACGGCCUCUGACCCACCAUGUCUCACCUACUCAUAUCUUUCUCAUGUGGACCUGGUGAAAGACGUGAACUCAGGCCUCAUUGGAGCCCUGCUGGUUUGUAGAGAAGGGAGUCUGACCAAAGAAAGGACACAGACCUUGCACGAAUUUGUACUACUUUUUGCUGUGUUUGAUGAAGGGAAAAGUUGGCACUCAGGAAAAAAUGAGUCCUUGACACAGGCUGUGGACCCUGCAUCUGCAAUGCACACAAUCAAUGGCUAUAUAAACAGGUCUCUGCCAGGUCUGAUUGGAUGUCAUAAGAAAUCAGUCUAUUGGCAUGUGAUUGGGAUGGGCACCACCCCUGAAGUGCACUCAGUUUUCCUUGAAGGGCACACAUUUCUUGUGAGGAACCAUCGCCAGGCUUCUUUGGAGAUCUCACCAAUAACACUCCUUACUGCUCAGACACUCCUGAUGGACCUUGGCCAGUUUCUACUGUUUUGUCAUAUCUCUUCCCACCAACAUGAUGGUAUGGAAGCUUAUGUCACAGUAGAUAGCUGCCCAGAAGAACCCCGCAAAUGGAUGAAGAGUAAUGAAGAAGAAAAUUAUGAUUUUUAUGACUCUGACAUGGAUGUGGUCAGAUUUGAUGGUGACAGCGCUCCUCCCUUUAUCCAAAUCCGCUCAGUUGCGAAGAAGCAUCCUAAAACCUGGGUCCACUACAUUGCUGCUGAAGAGGACGACUGGGACUAUGCUCCCUCAGUCCUUACCUCCAAUGACAGAAGUUAUAAAAGUCUGUAUUUGAACAAUGGUCCUCAGCGGAUUGGUAGGAAGUACAAAAAAGUCCGAUUUAUAGCUUACACAGAUGAAACAUUUAAGACUCGUGAAGCUAUUCAGUAUGAAUCAGGAAUCCUGGGACCUUUACUUUAUGGAGAAGUUGGAGACACACUUUUGAUUAUAUUUAAGAAUAAAGCAAGCCGACCAUAUAACAUCUACCCUCAUGGAAUCACUGAUGUCAGUCCUUUGCACCCAGGGAGAUUUCCAAAAGGUGUGAAACAUUUGAAAGAUAUGCCCAUUCUGCCAGGAGAGAUAUUCAAAUAUAAAUGGACAGUGACUGUAGAAGAUGGGCCAACUAAAUCAGAUCCUCGGUGCCUGACCCGAUAUUACUCAAGCUUCGUUAAUCUAGAGAGAGAUGUAGCUUCAGGACUCAUUGGCCCUCUCCUCAUCUGCUACAAAGAAUCUGUAGAUCAAAGAGGAAACCAGAUGAUGUCAGACAAGAGAAAUGUCAUCCUGUUUUCUGUAUUUGAUGAGAAUCAAAGCUGGUACCUCACAGAGAAUAUUCAGCGCUUCCUCCCCAAUGCAGAUGGAGUGCAGCCCCAGGAUCCUGAGUUCCAAGUCUCCAACAUCAUGCACAGCAUCAAUGGCUAUGUUUUUGAUAGCUUGCAACUGUCGGUUUGUUUGCAUGAGGUGGCAUACUGGUACAUUCUAAGUGUUGGAGCACAGACUGACUUCCUGUCUGUCUUUUUCUCUGGAUAUACCUUCAAACACAAAAUGGUCUAUGAAGACACACUUACCCUAUUCCCCUUCUCAGGAGAAACUGUCUUCAUGUCAAUGGAAAACCCAGGUCUGUGGGUUCUGGGGUGCCACAACUCAGACUUUCGGAACAGAGGCAUGACAGCCUUACUGAAGGUUUAUAGUUGUGACAGGAACACUGGUGAUUAUUAUGAGGACACAUAUGAAGAUAUUCCAACCUUCUUGCUGAAUGAAAACAAUGUCAUUGAACCCAGAAGCUUCUCCCAGAAUUCAAGGCACCCUAGCACUAGGCAAAUGCAAUUCAAAGCCACCACAACUCCAGAAAAUGAUGUGGAGAAGACUGACCCUCAGUCUGGAGAGAGAAUGCAGCUGCUUAAAGAACAAAGUGUCUCCUCUAGUGAUUUGCUGGUGCUCUUGGGACAGAAUCCUACUCCACAUGGAUUAUCCUUAUCUGAUCUCCAAGAAGCCAGAAAUAAGUCUAAUGAUCAUUUACCUAGAGCAAUAGAAAGAAACAAGCGCCCGUCUGAAGUGGCACAUCUCACACCAGAGCUCCAUCACAGUGGGAAAAGAGUAUCUACGCCUGAGCCAGAGCUGCCGUUAAGAUUGAAUGAGAAUUUGGGGACAACUAUAACAACAGUAGAGUUGAAGAAACUUGAUUUUAAAAUUUCUAGUUCAUCGAACAACCUAAUGACUCCACCAACAAUUCCAUCAGACAAGUUGUCAGCAGGUACUGAAAAGACAGGUUCCUUAGGACCCCCAAAUAUGCCAGUUAAUUUUAGUAGUCAAUUAGGUGCCAAUGUAUUUGGCAAAAAUUCAUCUCACUUUAUUGGGUCUGGUGUACCUUUGGGCUUGAGUAAAGAAGAUAAUGAUUCCAAGUCAUUAGAAGCAGUUUUAACAAAUAGUCAAGAAAGUUCACUGGGAGAAAAUGUAUUAUCAGUGGAGAGUGAUAGGUUAUUUAAAGAGGAAAGAGUUCGUGGACCUGCUUCAUUGACCAAAGAUGAUGCUUUAUUUCAAGUUAAUAUCUCUUUAGUAAAGACAAACAAGGCACCAGUUAACUCAACAACUAAUACAAAGACUCACAUUGAUGACCCAGCAUUAUUAAUUGAUAAUAGUACAUCAGUCUUGCAAGAUAUUAUGUUAGAAAGUAAUACUGAGUUUCAAGAAGUAACUUCCUUAAUUCAUGAUGAAAUGUUUAUGGACAAAAAUACUACAGCUUUGGGACUAAAUCAUGUGUCAAAUAAAACUAAUUCGUCAAAAAAUAUGGAAAUGAUCCACCAAAACAAAGAAGGCUCUGUGCCACUAGAUGCAGAAUAUCCAGAUACAUCGUUCUUCAAGACUCUGUUCUUGCCAGAUUCAACAAAUUGGAUAAAAAGGACCCAUGGCAAGAACUCCUUAAGUUCUGGGCAAAGGCCCAAUCCAAAGCAAUUAACAUCUUCGGGAUCAGAAAAAUCUGUGAAAGAUCAGAAUUUCUUGUCAGAGAAGAAUAAGGUGGUAGUAGGAGAGGAUGAAUUUAGCAAGGGCACAGGUCUUAAAGCGAUGAUUUUUCCAAAUAGCAAGAACGUAUUUCUUACUAACUUGGCUAAUGUCCAAGAAAAUGAUACACAGAGUCAAGAAAAAAAGUCUCAGGAAGAGAUAGAAAGGAAAGAAAAAUUAAUCCAAGAGAAUGUAGUUUUGCCUCAGGUGUAUACAGUGACUGGAACUAAGAAUUUUCUGAAGAACCUUUUUUCACUAAGCACUAAGCAAAAUGUAGAAGGUUUAGAUGAGGAGACAUAUUCUCCAGUACUUCAAGACACCAGGUCAUUGAAUGGCUCAGCAAAAAGAGCAGGGAUUCACAUGGCCCAUUUCUCAAAAAGAAGGGAGGAAGCAAACUUGGAAGACUUGGGAAAUCAAACAAAGAAAACACUAGGUAAAUACCCAAGCACCACGAAGAUGUCUCCUAUUCCAAGCCAGCAGGAGGCUAUGCCUCAGCGUGAUGAGCGGGAUUUGAAACCAUUCAGACUCCCACUGGAAGAAACAAAGCUUGAAAGGGGGGUAACUUUGAAUGACACCUCAACUCAGUGGUCCAAAAACAUGAAAUAUUUGACCCAGGGCACCGUCACACAGAUAGAGUACAACAGGAAGGAGAAAAGGGCCAUUAUUCAGUCAUUCUUAUCAGAUUGUUCUAUGAGGAGUCAUGACAUUCAAACAAAUGGCUCUGCAUUACCCAUUGCACAGGUAUCAGUAUUCCCAUCAAUUAGACCUACAGAUGUGACCAAGAUUCCAUCCCAAGACAACUCUUCUCAUCCUCCAGCAUCCGCCUGUAGUUAUAGCUUUGUGGAAAGGAGUUCUGGGGUCCAAGAAAGCAGUCAUUUCUUACAAGGAGCCAAGAGAAAUAACCUUUCUUUAGCCUUCCUAACCUUGGAAGUAAUUGGAGGUCAAAGAAAUAUCAGCGCCCUAGGGAAGCGGGCCACAAACUUACUCAUGUACAAGAAACUUGAGAACACUGUUCUCUUGAAACCAGGAUUGCCUGAAGCAUCUGGCAAAGUUGUUCAUCAGGAAGACUUUUUCCAUACAAAAACUAGCAAUGGUUCUCCUGCCCACCUGGAUCUCAGGGAAGAGAUAUUCCUUCAGAAAACACAGGGACUUGUUAAACUGAAUAAAGUAAAUAGACCUGGAAAAGUGUCCUUUCUGAAAUGGGCAACAGAAAGCUCUGAAAAUACUCCCCCCAAGCUGCUGGGUCCCCUUGCUUGGGAUAACCAAUAUGCUACCCUGAUACCAAGAGAAGAGAAAUCCCUAGAGAAGUCACAAAAACACAGAGCUUUUAAGACAAAAGACAUCAUUUUGCCCCUGGACCCUUGUGAAAACAAUCAUUCAAUAGCAGCAAUAAAUGAAGUACAAGAUAAGACCCAAAGAGAAGCCACCUGGGUAAAGCAAGGAGGGACUGGAAGGUUGUGGUCUCAAAAUCCAACAGUCUUGAAACGCCAUCAAAGGGAAAUAACCCUUCCUACUUUUCAGCCAGAGGAAGACAAAAGUGACUAUGAUGAUACUUUCUCACUUGAUACGAAGAGAGAAGAUUUUGACAUUUAUGAUGAGGGUGAAAAUCAGGACCCCCGCAGCUUUCAAAAGAGAACGCGACACUAUUUUAUUGCUGCAGUGGAGCGGCUCUGGGAUUAUGGGAUGAAUAGAUCCCCCCAUGCACUAAGAAACAGAGCUGAGAAUGGAGGUGUCCCUCAGUUCAAAAAGGUGGUAUUUGAGGAAUAUGCUGAUGGCUCCUUUACUCAGCCCUUAUACCGCGGAGAACUAAAUGAACAUUUGGGACUCUUGGGACCAUAUAUAAGAGCAGAAGUCGAAGACAACAUCAUGGUAACAUUUAAAAACCAGGCAUCUCGUCCCUACUCCUUCUAUUCUAGCCUUAUUUCUUAUGAGGAAGAUCAGAGGCAAGGAGCAGAACCUAGAAAAAAGUUUGUCGAGCCUAAUGAAACCAAAACUUACUUCUGGAAAGUGCAGCAUCAUAUGGCACCAACUACAGAUGAGUUUGACUGCAAAGCCUGGGCGUAUUUUUCUGAUGUUGAUCUGGAAAAAGAUGUGCACUCAGGCUUGAUUGGACCCCUUCUGAUCUGCCGCACAAACACUCUGAGCGCUGCCCAUGGGAGACAAGUGACAGUGCAGGAAUUUGCUCUGUUUUUCACUAUUUUUGAUGAGACCAAGAGCUGGUACUUCACUGAAAACAUGGAAAGGAACUGCAGGGCUCCCUGCAACAUCCAGAUGGAGGACCCCACUUUUAGAGAAAAGUAUCGCUUCCAUGCAAUCAAUGGCUAUGUGAUGGAUACACUACCUGGUUUAGCAAUGGCUCAGGAUCAAAAGAUCCGAUGGUAUCUGCUCAGCAUGGGCAGCAAUGAAAAUAUCCAUUCUAUUCAUUUCAGUGGACAUGUGUUCACUGUACGGAAAAAGGAGGAGUAUAAAAUGGCAGUCUACAACCUCUACCCGGGUGUUUUUGAGACAGUGGAAAUGCUACCAUCCAAAGUUGGAAUUUGGCGGAUAGAAUGUCUUAUUGGCGAGCACCUGCAAGCUGGGAUGAGCACGCUCUUCCUGGUGUACAACAGGAAAUGUCAGACUCCACUGGGAAUGGCUUCUGGACGCAUUAGAGAUUUUCAGAUUACAGCUUCAGGACAAUAUGGACAGUGGGCCCCAAAGCUGGCCAGACUUCAUUAUUCUGGAUCAAUCAAUGCCUGGAGCACCAAGGACCCCUUUUCCUGGAUCAAGGUGGAUCUGUUGACACCAAUGAUUAUUCACAGCAUCAUGACCCAGGGCGCCCGUCAGAAGUUUUCCAGCCUCUACAUCUCUCAAUUUAUCAUCAUGUAUAGCCUUGAUGGAAAGCAGUGGCGGAGUUAUCGAGGGAAUUCCACUGGGACCUUAAUGGUCUUCUUUGGCAAUGUGGAUUCAUCUGGGAUAAAACACAAUGUUUUUAACCCUCCAAUUAUUGCUCGGUAUGUCCGCUUGCACCCAACGCAUUACAGCAUCCGCAGCACUCUUCGCAUGGAGUUGAUGGGCUGUGAUUUAAACAGUUGCAACAUGGCACUGGGAAUGGAGAGUAAAGCAAUAUCAGAUGCACAGAUUACUGCCUCAUCCCACUUAAGCAAUAUGUUUGCCACCUGGUCUCCUUCACAAGCCCGACUUCACCUCCAAGGGAGGACUAAUGCCUGGAGACCCCGGGCAAAUAAUCAAAAAGAGUGGCUGCAAGUGGACUUCCGGAAGACAAUGAGAGUCACAGGAAUAGCCACCCAGGGGGUGAAAUCCCUGCUCACCAGCAUGUAUGUGAAGGAGUUCCUCGUAUCCAGUAGUCAAGAUGGCCAUAACUGGACUCUGUUUCUCCAGAAUGGCAAAGUAAAGAUUUUUCAGGGAAAUCAAGACUCCUUCACACCCGUGGUGAACGCUCUAGACCCCCCGCUGUUUACCCGCUUCCUUCGAAUUCACCCGCAGAGCUGGGCGCACCACAUCGCCCUGAGGCUGGAGCUUCUGGGCUGCGAGGCGCAGCAGCAGUACUGAGGCCCGGUCCUUCCUUCCUGGCCCCGGGCCCUUUCCUGGUUCGGGUCCAGCAUCCCUCAGAGCCCGCCCUCCGGGUCACUUCCUGCCCCACGCUGCCCACGGUGCCAUCGUUUUUCUAUGUAUUCCAAUUCCUCAGUCCCGGCAGAUAUGCCCUGAAGCCUCCCAAAUCAAUCGUCAUGUGUCCUGCGUUCUCUGGGGCUGUUGCAUCCAAUUUACCUCUUGCGCAUUUGCUGCGGCCGCUCCCAGAUUGGUCCUUCCUUCCAAGGUACUCAGGCAAAAAGCAAUGAGGAAACUCAGCUGGAAAGCAUUCUCCUCUGGGCACGGCCACCACUUCCUCCUCUGUGGUGACCAAGAAAGGUCAUGAUCAUACUAGGCUUCUAAAGGACAUAUUUUUAAUAUUUCCACAGAAAAAUGAGGAAAAUCCAUGGCUCUCUGGGAUAGGAGAUACAACAUUGUAAUUCUAAUCAUGCACUCAUUUUACUCCCUCCUCAGCUAAUUUCCUGCUGAAACGACACAACAAAAUGUACCAGGAAAUUCUGCACCCUAACUGCCCAAGAGGAACCCCCACCUCGCCCCAUCCCUGACAGAUAAGGUUGGGAAUGGUUUACUGUCCUGUAAAAGUCCAUUAAGGUUAGAGGUUAAUUUACAGAAAUCAAUAAGGUGAUAUGGUUUGACUCCCUGUAAAAGGUUAACCACUUUUAUGUCUAACUUAAUCACCUUGUUUUGGCAUUCUUUUCCCAUUGACCACAUACAUCUUUAUUUUUCAAAUGCUCUUGAAACCAGCUCUUUUGUCUUCCCGCUGGUUCCCUCAAGAAUCAGUUAAACAAAACAUUGGUGUGUGAAAACAAAUGCCUUUGAGAGUUGUGCUUUUAUACUGGAAAUAAAAAUGUGAACAAUGAAAUUUUAUAAUUUAUGAGGUGAAGCUAACAUUUAAAAAAUUAGAAAUGGAGCCUUGAUCCAGUAGCAGAGAGAGAGAUUCUUAACCUUGACAUCCAUUAGCACUAGAAGGAGUAAAGGCAGUAGUCUGGCCUCUGGCCCAUCCCACAAACCCCCCUUUUAUAAGUUUUCUAGAGGUUGUGACCAACCAGAAUCCGGGAGAGGCUGCAGCAGAAUGUAGUGAACCUAAUGUGAGAAAUGCUGUAUUUGCAUCGCCCAGAUCUCCUGGGAUCACUUUUACGAGUUCAGUGUUUGCAAUCAUACUCCAGCUGAUUUGGCUAAUGGGGGGCCUGUACUCAGAAACCUACAAGACCCUGAUGAAGAUGACACAGAUGGACAAAUAUACUGUGUUCAUGGAUUGGAAAAAUUAAUAUUGUUAAAAUGACAAUGCUACC
This is a messenger RNA of Aethalodelphis obliquidens (Pacific white-sided dolphin), 10920 nucleotides long. It is a transcript of the gene F8, whose product is annotated as coagulation factor VIII. Gene Ontology annotation, molecular function: signaling receptor activity; oxidoreductase activity; copper ion binding. Gene Ontology annotation, cellular component: plasma membrane. NCBI's taxonomy places the organism in Eukaryota, Metazoa, Chordata, Mammalia, Artiodactyla, Delphinidae. The record is from RefSeq and is a predicted model, not a curated record. Bases 2564 to 9589 code for a protein of 2341 amino acids. The transcript has 26 exons.